Messenger RNA from Saccostrea cuccullata (small rock oyster), 2307 nucleotides. Its product is annotated as myb-like protein A. NCBI's taxonomy places the organism in Eukaryota, Metazoa, Mollusca, Bivalvia, Ostreida, Ostreidae. The transcript is spliced from 8 exons. The coding region runs from base 16 to 2307 and encodes 763 amino acids. The record is from RefSeq and is a predicted model, not a curated record. Gene Ontology annotation, cellular component: plasma membrane.
UUUUCUUGAGGAUAGAUGGCAAUGGACAGCGUGGCCAACUGUGGAAGGGGGUGUCUAAUGACCCUGAAUUCAUUUUUCGGGCUGCUUGCUCUAGGAAUGGCGGUGAUAGGAAUGUUGGUCAAAUUUGCCAAAGACCUCAUCAAUGACGUCAUAGGUAAGGUGAUAGAUACUUUGACCAGUAUGACGGGCGGAUUAGGAGGGGUGGAUCUCUCUAGCCUAGAUGUAGCGGCUCUGGUGGGGAAUGCCGCUUUUGGUCUGAUUGCGAUUGGUUUGGUGUUGACCAUUGUGGCCGGGAUCGGGAUCCUUGGAGCCAAGAAAAAGAUCAAAGCACUCCUAAUUUUGUACGGCUUUAUGCUUAUUCUUCUUCUUGCUGGAGAAAUUUCAUUUAUUGUCAUUCUGAUAACAAAGAGAAAUUUGAUAGACGAUUACAUGAAGCCAUCUCUUCAGAGUUUCCUCCAGAAUCAAUAUGUCGGUGGCAACGGAACAGACGUCAUGUCUGUGGCCUUUGAUUUCUUUAUGUCCGGAUUGUCGUGUUGUGGAAUAGAGGACUACUCUGAUUUCAACAAGAGUCUAAUCUGGGACCGGGAAUACUUUUACGUCGACGAGUUUAAUAUUACCCUAUCCGUCACUUUGACAACUCCAGUCUCUUGUUGCAAAAAUCCGGAAGAAAUGGACGUCGGCGGAGACUGUGCAGUGAUACCUACCACCGAAGAUUCUAAUUACCUAACGGGUUGCUACAAAGCUUUGUGGGACAUCAUCGAAGAACAGAACGGAAUUUCUUUUGGUUGUCUAGGAACAGUUGGAGUAUUUGAGUUGACCCUAAUUUUCUUCUCGUUUUGGCUGACACGAGCUGUUUCCAAGGAAGAGAAGGAGAAGAAGAGAAAAGAAGAAGAAGAAGAAAAUGAAACAGACACUGAAGAAGACGAAGAAGAAGAGAACGAAGAACAAGCCACGCAAUUGAUAAAUCAGAUAGGCGUCAAUACUCAGACGUCCUCAGCAAACGGUGGAACAAACGCCGAGAACAACACAGACGGACAGAAGAACAGAAAUAAACGAGCUUCAAAGAAAAACCGCGGUGAAAGAGACAAAAAUGAAAAUGGCAACAAAACGAGCAACACCAGUCGAAACAAAAAUAACAAAACCGAUAAAGAUGGUGAUAAUAACAACAGGAAUAAUCGAAGUAACAAUAACGGUGCAAGAAAUAAUAACAGUCGUCUUCAAGCUUUAGCUUCUCUUGUUCAAAACUUGAGAGGGAGCAGUGAAACGAAUAAUCCCACUCAAAAUAAUACGAUUUCUGCUCUAAUAGGUGGUCUGGCAUCUCGCUCCAAUAACUGUCCUGUUGUCCAACAAAGUGCUGCCCAAAUACCUUCGGUACAAAAUCUUGUUCAGAACCUCCAUCAAACACAAGGAACGCCUCAACUGGUUUCGAACACUCCUAGUGCCUCACAAAACUAUGUUGGUGGUAUCUUUGGAAACAUGAUGAUGCAACCCCAGCAAAUACAAACUCAGCAACCAUUCCCAAACUAUCUUCAAAUGAAUGCAUUGAUGCCUGAAAGCUCGCGCCCCUACUCAACACAGACAAACCAUGGUCUUAUGCCAUAUGACGGAUAUCAAACUCAUAUGGGUCAGUUUUACUCCAGUUUUCCAAUGAAUACUAAUCAUGUUUUCCAUAAUCCCUUUCAUCAGUCAUCCAACUACCCCGCUUCACACGGUCAGAUGUACCCACCAACUUUUGUGGGAGAACAUCACCCCCCAUCGCAAAUUCAUGAUCCACCACCAUAUUCCCGUCGUAGUGUUGACGCAUCAACCAAUACUAUCGGAAGUGACGUUCGUACUCCAUUGGCUGAAAUUUCUUUCACUGACUUUCCUACUUAUGACGACAACAAUCGCACAAAUAAUAGAGAAGUUCACAAUAAUUUAGCAACCGGAAGGUCUAAAUUAUACCGUCGGAGGCGAUCAUCUGAGGAAGAUGAAACUACAAUUAGAAAUCCAAAUAUCCAAGGUCUCCGAUCAGAUGAGGAACCACAAGAAAAUCGGACCAACGAUUGUCAAGCUGUCUCUGUCAGAGAACCGGAGGAACAAGGUGUGUUUACUGAGAUAGACGGAAGUAACAGAGCGGAUAAUACCAGAGGUAUUCCAGCUUUGAAACCACAUUUGGGGAACAUUCCACGCCAAGGACAUUUCAGCAGUAGUACUGGUAUGAUUAACACAAGGAGUUACGACUCUGUGAUUGGGGAACUUUCUGACUCUAGGCUUAGGUCUUCGAGUUUGAAUGUAGAGGAGAGAGAGCAUGAACUUCAGCAGUGA